CUUUUUAACAACUGUGCUAUUGUUUAACUGGCAUUUAACUUUUUUAUGACAGGCUUUAGAGACUGAACAGAAAUCAACUGAGGUCCUUCUCAAUAAAGAUCCUAUUCUGCCUACAGAGAAAUACACAUCCUCAAGUGAGGACGAAUGCAUAGAUGAACUUGGUAUGAACGCACCAUUUAUCUUUGAAGAAGGAUGUCAGUUCACCAACAACACACUUACUGAUCUGGACGGGAUUUGCUGGGACAGUUGGAAAUCAGUCAAUCCGUUUUCCCUUGAUGCCAUGAUUGGUCCACUUGAGCAAGAUAAAAGACCUACAGUUUCGGAGAGCAUGGAUAGUAUCACUGAGUCACCAAGUAACGAUGCCUCCCCUACAUCUUUAGGCAGGAUGGUUGGUCUGAGUCGUAGCAUGCCAAACAUGUCUGUUGGAUCAGGAAACACAGGUGCACCUGCUAAAAGCCCCAAAAUUCUUGAGGCGAUUCAUGAAUCCGUGUUACCAUUGCAUCUGGAGACCUCCAAUCAAUAUUCUUCUCCAGAAGAUUGUCUCAGCAUUCUACAGAUUCUCUGUGAUCAAAAGGAUGGCCAGCAAAAUACUCUGCAGGGGUUACCAGUACAACUUAACCAAGAGCCACGAAUCUCAUCAGCAGCAUCACAUAUCUCACCACAAACAUCACUGAUCUCACCAGCAAUGUCACAGAACUCACCACAAACAUCACAGAUCUCACCAGCAACAUCACAGAUUUCACUAGCAACGUCACAGAACUCAAAACAAACGUUACAAAUGUCACCAGUAACGUCACUAAGCUUACCACAGACUUCACAGAUUAUUUCAACAGCAGCAUCAUCAUCAGGAUUGAUGGCAUCAUUGCCCCAUAUACGAAUGAACUUUGACCCAGAAAAGGAUCCCGAUCCUGAUUGGAGACAGCUGGAAGCUAGUCAGCCUUACCUAAAGCAACAAUUUGGUUAUGGAAAUAAUGGAUCAAACCUGAGAUUACUGAAACGCAAGCUCAGUAGCGAUUUCAAUUCACCAAAUGCGAAAUUGUUUGCACAUUCCUCUGGUAACGGAAUGCCUGUGAAGAAAGAAUUUGAUUCAAAAUCAACAAUUUUUCCACAAC
Messenger RNA from Anneissia japonica, 1112 nucleotides. RefSeq lists its product as uncharacterized. NCBI's taxonomy places the organism in Eukaryota, Metazoa, Echinodermata, Crinoidea, Comatulida, Comatulidae. The annotation marks the transcript as partial. The record is from RefSeq and is a predicted model, not a curated record. The transcript is spliced from 3 exons.